Molecule: messenger RNA, 2175 nt
Organism: Alternaria postmessia
Lineage: Eukaryota; Fungi; Ascomycota; Dothideomycetes; Pleosporales; Pleosporaceae
Exons: 4
Coding region: 1-2175 (724 amino acids)
Source: RefSeq, a predicted model, not a curated record
AUGGAAUUCAAUGCGGUUCAACAAUACCGCCCGUCACCUAAUCGACAGUACGCUAUGGGAUAUUCCUCAUCUGCUCCGGGAAUGCAAACGAUGUAUGCAUACGGAGACCUUCAACAUAGUCAGCAACAUCAUCAACAUCAACAACAACAAGGCAUGCAACCUAUGUCCAGACCGUCGCCACCACAGCCCACGUGGGCUGUGCCGCAGACCCAUUCUUCGUACUAUGCUGCGCCGCGCGGACCUACUGUAGGCGGGAGGGAAGACCAGCAGCAAUUUAUGGGAAGACCAGACAUGAUGACGUCGCAGCCGACUGCUACGACUGGUGGUAUCUACAGCAGCUCUAUGAAUGCCCCGCAAUCACUGGCAACAACGAACUACUUUCCCAACGUCAUCGACACAAGUCCAUGGGGUCAGAAAGUAUGUGAAGAGCUAGAGUCUUUCCCUGCUCUGGAUUCGGACGUGGCCGACUUCAGCCAUGGUAUGAUGGGACACGACGAGAACACUCCGAUAAUCGACCUACGCCAGUACAACAACAUGGGCCAACACGAACACGAAAAUAUGGCACAGUUCAACCCAAAUUCUACUCGACGAAUGUCUGAGUCUUCCUUCUCGAUGUCGAGUACAGGCGGUGUGCUGCCGGAAUCGGCAGCUUACGAAGAGAUGGGUUCGUCCGAACCAGUUUCAUAUGCGUCUGAGUAUGAUACAUGGAACCAAGCGGAGCAAAGUGCCAGUCAUCUUCUAUCGCCUCUUGCGUCACCACGGCGCCCGCAGUAUGACGGGGUUGUUCGCAGCGGGAGUCGAUCCCGCACAUCACCAGCAUCGCAUGGCAACAUCCGCUCAUCGCCGUACACACUUGACAGUAACAGAUUCAAGAGGUGGUCUACUGGACAAGCGCCAACAUCGACUCCGAACAACUCGCGCCCAAUGUCACAAGUCUCGGAUCGCUACGCGCCGUACGGCCCCCGGAUGAACCCGCAUCACUCCAUGCCCGCCUACCCUCCCAGUGCCUACAACAAUUUUGGAUUGCCGACUCAAAAUGUGCUGUACUCGCAAACUCCUCCAUCGCAUCCCAACAGUCAGCCGUUCUUCGCGCCUCAAGAUCAACAGCAGUUCCAUCUCGAAGUGCCCAGGCCUUUACCUUCUCAGGGCCUCUUCCGUCUGCUCCAAAGUAAUGCCGAUCGUCAUGGAGGCUGUUCAUCUCACUUUGCAGAUCUCUCAGACCCGCCGGAUCUGUACUCGUCUCUGCACGAGGAAGCGUUGAACCCACCAGAAUCCGAUAUGAACCCUUCGGACCCAGACCUCAUCCCACAUGAGCAGGAUCUUCGCUUUGUUGGCGAUUUGUACACUCCACGAUGGGUACGUGGCCAUGGCAACAAACGAGAAGGCUGGUGCGGUCUAUGCAAGCCCGGCAGAUGGCUUGUCCUCAAGAAUAGCGCUUUUUGGUACGACAAGUCUUUCACUCAUGGUGUUAGCGCAGCCACCGGUGCGGCAUUCCAGGGCCCCCAAGACACACGCCGGACGGAAGGCAAUCUUGACGUAUGGGAAGGGCUUUGUGGAAGCUGCGGUGAAUGGAUAGCGCUCGUCAGCAACAAGAAGAAAGGAACGACGUGGUUCCGGCAUGCAUACAAGUGUCACACACACCCCAAAGUCAAAGAUGGGCCCAAACGCCGCCGUGAGACACAAGCUGGACGCGUCCGCGCGGCAUCAUCCGCUUCAGCUACGUCCUCGUCGUAUCCGAUCAAGCAAGACCUCCCGCAAGCAGACUCAGCAUCUCACCGUCAUUCCACGCCAACACCGAUACCCGGCAGCUCGUCUCUCCAGUCUUACGGCAUGUCAAGCGGGCCGUCUUCCAUGCCAACCUCGACACCAACAUCGACACCGCAAGUCAACGCCUCAUGCAAUCCUAGCAGUACAGCAUACCCUACACCAACCUCUGCAACGCCCACGAUGCAUUCGCUCCGAACCCCUACAGCGACAUCGUUUGGUGAGACAUACGGCGAGCCUUCCAACAGACACGAACCUGUGGUUGGCAUGUUUACAACGCCGUUACAAAGCUUGUCGAGCUUCUCCGGUCACCAGUAUUCACCGAACCUCUCGCAUCAAGUUAGCGAACCUGAGCUCGUUGGUAUACGAACAACGACCACGGCACUCAACUCGAUCGCGAGCAUGAUUUGA